CCGACUCGCCCGCGAAACUUGCUACGAAGUCGACGGGCGCGGACGUAUCCGCGUAUUAAUAGCCGCGAGCGGACACCGCAAGCGAGCGGUCCCACGACCCGUACGCGGACGACGAGUCGCAUCUCGACCGCGUUGACGGACGCACGUGUAUACGCGCACGCCGCGAACGAAACCCGAAAAGCGAACCGCACAAAUAACAAAAAAAAAAGUUUUCGAAAGCGAGAGCCACGUGCGUAUCGUAAAUACGGAGCGCAAAAAGUGCCGUCAUUGAAACUAGUGAAAAGUUUUUUCACCGCGCGGGGGAGACACCCCUCCGUGCCGGAAAAAAUCGGCCCCUCGCGUCCCCGCCCGCCGAACCUUUCAUUCACCGGGAAAAAAGUGUGGCAAGGCCGCGUGACGUCACAUCUAGUAGCCACGCGUUCAUUCCCUAGCGACGGGUCGCAUCCCGACAGCGCCUCGGGAGACGGCGUGCCGCGAGAUGGUGCCGAGUGAGGGUGCGGUGCGGAUGUGACGAGUGUGGAGUGCGGGCGAUGUAGCGGGCGCGCACGACAUGUGCAGCACGCAGCGCGCGCGGGCGGCGAGGAUGCACCUCCCGGGCGCGUCCAGCGGAGCCGUGUCGCCCGACACCAGCUCCUCGCUGCUCCACGAGACCUACACCAAGAUGACGUCGGACAUCCUCGCGGAGAGGACGCUGGGGGACUUCCUGUCGGAGCACCCGGGCGAGCUGGUGCGGACGGGCAGCCCGCACUUUGUCUGCACCGUGCUGCCGCCGCACUGGCGGUCGAACAAGACUCUACCGGUCGCCUUCAAAGUGGUCGCGCUGGGCGACGUCGGCGACGGCACCCUGGUCACGGUGCGCGCGGGCAACGACGAGAACUGCUGCGCCGAGCUGCGGAACAGCUCCGCGGUCAUGAAGAACCAGGUGGCGAAGUUCAACGACCUGCGGUUCGUCGGCCGUAGUGGUCGCGGCAAGUCCUUCACGCUGACGAUAACAGUGUCGACGUCUCCGCCACAAGUGACGACGUACAACAAAGCGAUCAAAGUCACCGUGGAUGGGCCGCGGGAACCUCGCUCCAAAACCAUGUUGUCUUUGCUAGGGCAGCAGCAGCAGUUCCACUUCGCGUUCGGCCAGCGCCCCUUCCCCUUCCCGCCCGACCCGCUCGGGGGGUUCAGGAUGCCGUCCAUCACUUCUUGUCAAAAUAUGAGUCAGUUCGGGCUGAGCUCGAGCAACUCUCACUGGGGCUAUGGCGGCGCAGGCGCAUACCCCGCCUACCUACCCUCCUGUGCAGCGCCCGCAGCGAGCCAGUUCAACCCACCCGCACUGGGCUUUGCGGGGACCGUGCCUGAUAACACAUCCACGCAGGACUUUACCAAUAACACAGUUCUCCCGGAUACAACAGGCGUCGAUCUGGAUCAACAGCUGUCGGGGCUGGUCGGCUCGUCGCCAUCCCACCACAGCAGUCUCCUGCCCCGGUACAACAACAAUACGGACUACAGCCUAUCAACAGGGCCCAGGUCACUCAGCGACAACAGUUCUCAACCCGAGUCACCAGUGCAAGACGACUUGCUGACUUCGAACACAACAACAAACAUCGGCCACAACCAUUCGAACUCGAACUUUCCUUCACUAAUGGGCUCACAGAACACGUCUUAUGGUAGCAGUAAUUGCAACAAUUCCCUUUAUCCUGUAUUGCCGGCUAGUUUGCUGUACAGCCAGCUGUAUACGGCGGCGAAUCAGACGCACAAUUUCCAUCCAUUACAUUCAAAUUCGAUCCAUUCGACGCAGAACCAUCAUAACGAGUUGCAAACGAUGAUGGAUCAGAUAUCUUCGACGACUAGUAAUCAUAGACAGCAUGGGAGUCACGGGCAGGGAGAUUUGUUGCUAGGCGGUGGCAACUCUUGUGCUGCUGCAGCUGCUAGAGGGGAAGACGGUAGAGUAAAUAGUCUUGGUCAACGAGGUAACCCCCAACCUGACAGUAACACUGUAUGGAGGCCGUAUUGAAUACGUAUUGCGUGGAACUUCCCACAUAUCUAAACCUCUUACAUAAACAAAAGGAAGAGUAACGAUUUGAUCAUUACGAAUUGCGAAUUAUUGUUACUAUAGUCAAUCUAUUCCGAAGUCCGUUAG
This is a messenger RNA of Bicyclus anynana (squinting bush brown), 2128 nucleotides long. It is a transcript of the gene RunxA, whose product is annotated as runt-related transcription factor 3. Gene Ontology annotation, biological process: regulation of DNA-templated transcription. Bases 551 to 2002 code for a protein of 483 amino acids. Gene Ontology annotation, cellular component: nucleus. NCBI's taxonomy places the organism in Eukaryota, Metazoa, Arthropoda, Insecta, Lepidoptera, Nymphalidae. Gene Ontology annotation, molecular function: DNA-binding transcription factor activity, RNA polymerase II-specific; RNA polymerase II cis-regulatory region sequence-specific DNA binding; ATP binding. The transcript has 5 exons. The record is from RefSeq and is a predicted model, not a curated record.